Desarmillaria tabescens is the source of this 600-nucleotide messenger RNA. RefSeq lists its product as uncharacterized. The transcript has 2 exons. Lineage: Eukaryota; Fungi; Basidiomycota; Agaricomycetes; Agaricales; Physalacriaceae. The record is from RefSeq and is a predicted model, not a curated record. The annotation marks the transcript as partial.
GACUACGAAGAUAAGUAUCCAGAAGAUCCCAUAUACGAAGAAACUGCGCCAACUGCCAGAGUCUGGAGGACCUACAUCGAUGAAAGCCAAAAGUUCGAUGCUGACAGAGUGGGCGAUUGGCGGGACACUGUUGAUGUUCUUUUGGUAUUUGCUGGUCUCUUCUCUGCCGUUGUUAGCGCGUUCGUAGUUCAAUUCUCGCAAAACCUACAACCGGAUUACAGCCAAAUCUCCGCUUAUCUACUUUUUGAACUCGUAUCCAUUCAACAAGCUAUUUCCAACGGGACUAGCGUCAACCUCCCACUUUCCUUUCUGGAUCCAACGGCAAAGUUUACUCCGGCGACGUCCAUUGCGUGGGUGAACGGACUGUGGUUUGCCAGUCUCGCGCUGAGCCUUUCGGCGGCACUCGUAUCUGUCUUGGUGAAGCAAUGGCUCCACCACUAUAUGAUUCUACCAUCCGGUACGCCUCAGGAACGUAGUCACGUACGACAGUACCGAUACAUGGGUCUACGCAAGUGGCAGGUGCCUCUGAUCAUCGGUCUCCUGCCGAUGCUUAUGCAUCUUGCUUUAGCGUUCUUCUUCAUAGGCCUUGUCGUUUUCCUU